Molecule: messenger RNA, 2987 nt
Organism: Physcomitrium patens
Lineage: Eukaryota; Viridiplantae; Streptophyta; Bryopsida; Funariales; Funariaceae
Product: beta-phenylalanine coenzyme A ligase
Molecular function (GO): CoA-ligase activity
Source: RefSeq, a predicted model, not a curated record
ACGAGGAUCGAGGUGCACGCCACCGCUCUAUUCAUGCUCGGACGAUGCUUCUCAUGGCAUCUUUUACUCGCAGGAAUUGCUGGUGUCGGUACUGCAAGUCGUGUGCGGAGUGUUCGUAGUGUUCGUAGUGUGCGGAGUGUUCGUAGAGUGCGUAGUGUGCGUAGUGUGAGUAGAGUGCGUAGUGUGAGUAGUGUGCUUGGUGUUAGUAUUGUUUGCCGCUGGAAGUCUCGGGGCGACGCGGCUUCGGAGGUUUCUGUGGCCGAGAGCGAAGAGGAGGUUCGACUAGUGUUCGUGAGCUAGGUUUGGUGUGAGUGUGUGUGUGUUGGAGUGGAGUGUCUUAGGACCAUGGAACACUUACCUGAGGGCACGGAUCCGCGGUCAGGAUACUGUAGUAGCGAUGGCAUCUACUAUAGCAAGCGGCCACCGGUGUGGAUUCCGCCGACUCGGAAUUUCGACUUGGUGAGUUUUGUGUUCGCGCCUCAGUUCGGGGAUAGGGUAGCGAUGGUGGAUGCGCCUACGGGGCGGAGCUUGACCUACGCUCAGCUGGAGAGAAACGUUCGUGUGGUGGCUGCGGGAUUGUACAAGAACUUGGGAGUGCGGCAGUAUGAUGUCGUGAUGCUUUUGUCUCCGAAUUCUAUCGAGUUCGCGGUUGUCUUCUUUGCCGUUAUGUCCCUUGGAGCGGUGCUGACCACGGUUAAUAGCGUGAACACCACGGGGGAGAUUCAGAAGCAGAUGAAUGACGCAGGGGCGAAGUUUAUUAUCACUACGGCUGCCCUAACGGAGAAAAUUGCGGGGGUUGACCUACCAGUGGUGAUCUUUGGAGAUGAUGAGGUGGUGCCUAGUUUUGGUAGUAGAGCAACUCAUCGAUACUCUGAAUUGCUGAGGACUGACACAAAUGGUGUGCCAAGGAUUCAGAUUUCACAAGAUGAUAUAGCUGCUUUAUUGUAUUCUUCUGGUACUACCGGCCUGAGUAAAGGGGUGGUCGUUACACACAGAAACUUCAUCUCAUGUUCCUGCUUAUAUAAUUCGGGAGUGGAUGAGGUUUUUUCGUCUGAUCAUGUUCUUUUAGUCUUACUGCCAAUGUUCCAUGUGUACGGACUCGCAAUCUGCACAAUGUGCUCUUUAGCUCGUGGAAUAAAGGUCGUUGUGAUGCCCCAGUUUAACUUCGUCGAAAUGCUCUCGUUUAUUCAAACAUACAAAAUUACCCAUCUGCCUUUAGUACCUCCUAUCAUCAUCGCACUCGCGAAGCAAGACGUUGUACUCAAAUUUGAUUUGAGUUCUUUGUUCCAAAUUGGAAGUGGGGCAGCUCCUUUAGGGAAAGAUAUCUUGUCUCUUUGUGCUAAGCGCUUUCCGAACGUGAAGUUAAAGCAGGGAUAUGGAUUGACGGAAUCAACAGGUGCUUGCUCCACAGCCCCAACAAAUGUCAGUGAUAUGGACGCUCAUUACGGUGCUUCUGGUAUUCUUCUUCCAAAUACGCAGGGUAUGAUAAUCGACCCAGUUACUAAUAAGCCCAUGCCCCCAACCAAGCAGGGUGAAUUCUGGAUUCGAGGACCAAGCAUCGUGAAAGAGUACUUCAAAAACCCAAAGGCAACAUCGGAGACCAUUGAUAAGGAUGGUUGGUUGCAUACUGGCGAUCUUGUUAUGAUUGACAACGAUGGGUAUAUUCAUGUUCUGGAUCGGCUGAAGGAGCUCAUUAAAUACAAUGCUUAUCAGGUGGCUCCUGCUGAGCUCGAAGCUUUGCUACUAUCUCAUCCCUCUAUUCUGGAUUGCGCGGUCAUUCCGUAUCCGGAUGAGGUAGCUGGCCAGAUUCCAAUGGCAUACAUUGUGCAGAAACCAGGUAAAAAAUUCACUGAAGACGAGAUCAUGGACUGGGUCGGGAAACAGGUAGCCCCGUACAAGAAAGUAAGGAAAGUUGCCUUCAUAAAUGCCAUACCUAAGUCUGCAUCGGGGAAGAUUCUGCGCAGAGAACUUUUGCAGUCGGCAACAGCUAAACCACGUCUUUGAGAGCAGAAUAGAACAGAAAGGAAGCUGCUAGAGCAUUCCAAUCAGGCAGUGAUGACUGGUCUGCAACCCGCUCUAAACCCAACCGCAUCAGCAUGCGUCUGCGAUUGAAUACAAAUCUCGGCCGCUGUCGUAUCCGAACUCAAGUGAUAGUAAAUGGUAAACGAUGAGCCAGAAGACGGGGGGAAAGGUCCAGAACAAGAAACUUCAAGCUGCCGAAUCAAGAUGAUGCACCAUGUGAACGUCAUGGAUCUCGUACAUUCAAGCGAGCGAGAGGCGGCAAGCUGCGAGUGCGAGGCACUGGAAUGGAGGUGGAAUGUUUUGUCACACGAGCUAGCAUUGUCAUGCGGAAAUCAUACCGCAUCACGUUGCAGAUAUCUGGACCUAAUGGAUUACAGGUCGCAAAGGAAUUCUGGGUGCACAACAAGCGCUUCUGAUUUCCGUUGAUUCUGCAAUCCUGUGACUCCAAAGUUCUAUAUGACCCCCAUAGAAAACACCUAGACUAGAAACCGUGAGGUGAGGCUGCAGAAUCUCAGUGUUGCAGACUAGGUCAAUAGCACCGUCCAAUCCGAUAGCCUAUUGUGGACUACCUAUUUGUUGACUAGGUUAACUGGCUCUGUUUUACAUCUUCACACGGGGCACUCGGAGCAUGGAUUUGUGACGACAUUGCUAGCAGCACGAUUGUUGGAAAAGCCAAAAAUCUGAUGUAUUUCGAACGACUCACAAUCGACUUUGGCUCAAAUUGGUAAAUGUGGAACAUGAGCCAUCGGCAGAAGAUUGGAUCGACUUCUGAGCCACGGUAGAAGUAUCGCCUGCGUCUGAUUGAGCCCAUAGAUGAUAAUUAACAAGUGCUGGUCACGGAGAAAUUGUUAGAAACUUGAGGAAAGACGAAUGGGCAUGUGGAUAAGAAGACGUCAGUAUUAAACAUGUCUAAACUGUCAAUGAAAUUUGGAAAAGUUAUUUAAUGAAGCAGAAGUUUGAUGUGA